GCGGCAGGCGUCACUACUCGCAUUGUUAUUGUCAUCACUAUUGCAUUGACUUUGUUGCUGUACGUCGUGUUUUAAUUAAUUUCCAUUGCGCUUUUUGUCGAAUUAUGAAAAUUUACAAGCAGAAACUGCGCGAUGUGUGGCUGCAAAUGGAGGAGUUUCGUGCGUGGCUGCGGCGGGAUCCGGACGACUCCUACCGGGCGCACUGCCGCUUCUGCAAAUGCUGCGUAAACACCAAAAUAAGUGAUCUGCGUGCACAUGCGUCAACCAAGAAGCAUAUGAAGCACUUAAAUCUCAAACAGCAACAAACAAAAACCGCGGACGACAGCCCCUUAAACAGGUCAUCCGCCGGCAGCUCCAGCACCACUCCCUACAAGGUCAAGGUGAAGUCGCAGCCAAAAACUGCCCCGGUGAAAAAGGAAAAAAUCAGUGCAUCGGAUCAGUCCGUCGACUACGAGGAAAUCAUCGAGAAUCUGGCACUUUACGAACCAGAGCAGGUCAUGUUCUCCUCGUGCUCCCUGACCGGCGGCGGCGAGCAGAGGCUGGAGGAUGACGUUGAAGGCGAGGGCGAGAUGUCCACCAUCAGCAUCAUGGACGAGGAGAUGGUCAACAAGGCAGUGGCCAAUGCGCUGCGAACCCAGAAGGACAGCGCCCAGAUCUUCGGCGACUUUGUGGCCGACCGGCUACGACAGUUGAACACCGACGCCUCCGAGUUUGCCAAGGACAAGAUAAUGAAGGUUAUUCUGGAGGCGGCGUCCAUCGAUCGAGCUCCCACUUAUAAUUAAAGUAAACCCAAAAUAUUAGUUUUUAGUAUUGACUAUAGUUUGAAUAAAGCAUGAACUGUACAAUUAAGAUUAAUUAAUAGGCAACUUUUUGCUAACCUGGUAUGCGAAAUUUCGAAAUUUGUAAAAAAAAAAAAUGGAAAUUAUUUCAUUAUGUACUACAUUUUUAUUAUUACUUUUAAACACCUUAAUUUUGUAUUGUUAUUAAAUAUUUGUAAAAAGAUAUAUGCUGAAUCAACUGCACUUUAAAUAUAUAGUUUUUCAUUUCGAAUAAACAUUUAUUUCAAAA
Molecule: messenger RNA, 1068 nt
Organism: Drosophila simulans
Lineage: Eukaryota; Metazoa; Arthropoda; Insecta; Diptera; Drosophilidae
Exons: 2
Coding region: 105-782 (225 amino acids)
Source: RefSeq, a predicted model, not a curated record